Messenger RNA from Angiostrongylus costaricensis, 627 nucleotides. NCBI's taxonomy places the organism in Eukaryota, Metazoa, Nematoda, Chromadorea, Rhabditida, Metastrongylidae. The record is from the annotation of a GenBank genome assembly.
AUGAGGUGUGCUGCUGGAGUGCACAUGCAAGCGUCGCGGCAGCGUACCGCAAUCCCAGCAAAACAAGAAUACAGACGACUUACUCCAUCACUUAGGAUGUCGUCGGAAUUCACGAAGAAUCCCGUCAGUGUCGGCGCUGUCAGCUCCGACGUCGUCGAACCUGCUCGCGUGGUCCGAGCAACGAUUGGUUCUCGACGAAAGCGUCGCUCGUUCUGUAAAGACGAAAGCCCACGCAGCGGAUUACUUCCGAAUCAUACGCUGGAAGGAAAUCGAAGCCGCAGUGAUUACGGGAUCGUUACAAACGUUCAGCGAUUAGAAGAACAACUAAAAUUGAGCGACUAUGGUUUACUCUCACCCAUUGCGAUACCGUUCACGCUAGCAGAUACCUCGAAGCCACCUCCAUCUAUACGCACUUCAACGGUGAAACACAUUGAUUGCACUAAAUGGAAGCGGAUGAGAAGCGGUUUUUCCGUUUCUCUAAUGUAUUCGUUCCCACACGCUUUACAAGUGAUUAUGGACACCGUACCUGAUCUCAUGCAAUCACCGUCUCCACCGUUAGGGCAAAUUGUCCAGUUUUUCGUUGUACGCGAACGGUCCUAUAGACAUUUCGAGACCGACCUUCCCUAA